AUGGAUCCUAACAGCCUUCCAAUUUCUAGUCCUGGUAGUUACGGACUACAGCCGCCAUCCGCAACGCUGCAAAUAAAUUCCGCAGCCGCUCGGCCUAAUCAAUCACGGAGUUUCCAUAACUGUAUUACCCGUUUGAUGCUGUUACUUGUUAUGUCAUUUCUUACAUUAAGCUUUGUCAGCGCCGUCAUAUGGCUUGUCAUUGAUCCGCAUGAUCCCACUUUCGGACUCAACUCUCUCUGCAUAUCCAACAUCACCCUUUCUGAUAGUCAAUUUACUGCAAAUUAUGACAUAGAAUUCUCUGUAAAUAAUACAAACAAGAAGGUAAACCUUGUCAUUGACGAUGUCAAAGUUACUGUGUCCUACGGAAGAGCCAUCAUCUCGCUGAGAGUUUUGGAAGCAAUUAGCGUCUCCGUUCCAAAGACGACUCAGGAAAAGUUGAUGGUAGUUUUAGACAGGCACUCGGUUCACUCGAUCAAAAACAGGGUGUUCAAGGAAAUAAGUGAUGAUUGGAGCAAAAAGAUUGUCAAUUUCAAUGUCGGAUUAUUUGUCAGAACUAAAUACGAUCUUGGCGUUUGGCCUACCAAGAAGAGAUUUUUCCAUGUUUCGUGUCUGGCUUUAACUGUUGAAUUCCUAUCUACCAAGAGGACAGGGAAGCUCAUGAGUGCAGCGAAAGGCUGCUCACUUCAUUUGAAUUGA
This is a messenger RNA of Hevea brasiliensis (rubber tree), 696 nucleotides long. RefSeq lists its product as uncharacterized. The record is from RefSeq and is a predicted model, not a curated record. Lineage: Eukaryota; Viridiplantae; Streptophyta; Magnoliopsida; Malpighiales; Euphorbiaceae. The transcript has a single exon. Gene Ontology annotation, cellular component: plasma membrane. Bases 1 to 696 code for a protein of 231 amino acids.